AUGAUUCUGGACUUCGUGGCUCUGCAAAUUAUGGCAGCUUCCACAUCACAUUCUUCAGCUACACAAAGUAUCACCAUGGGUUUCAAGAUAGCUAACGUCAAGAUGCGAGAGGAGAUUAUCUGUAGUACCGUCUCUAAAUUCAAGAAACUGAGGACUCUGAUGAUCACAUAUUGUAUGCUGUGUGACACCGUACACCAGGCUAAUGACUUCAACUGCGAUCAGCUGAUGGCCGUUUUGUUCUCUUUAUUUGUUCACGUCACCAUUAGGUCCUACUUCUUCUUCAUACAUGUCAGAUCUGGUGACAUAGUUUCCUUGACUAGAGAUGCAGUGGGGGUCCUAAUUCUCAUCCGCUAUACGAUUCUGGCUGACAUGAUAUUUUCAAUGAUUUGCAAGCUGAUAAACAAAGAUAUGGAUCCGAAAUUCAGGAAUCAGCUGGAAUGUUUCCUUCUGCAGUUGCCUUACCACAACGCCAGAUUCUCUGCUCGCGACUUUUUCCGUAUCCACAAUCAGACACUCACAUCGAUGGCUGGAGCGGUGACAACUUACCUAGUGAUACUGAUCCAGUUCCAGACCGAGAACCAACCUACCUAG
Messenger RNA from Homalodisca vitripennis (glassy-winged sharpshooter), 591 nucleotides. RefSeq names its product gustatory receptor 68a-like. Gene Ontology annotation, biological process: sensory perception of taste. Bases 1 to 591 code for a protein of 196 amino acids. The record is from RefSeq and is a predicted model, not a curated record. The transcript has 5 exons. Lineage: Eukaryota; Metazoa; Arthropoda; Insecta; Hemiptera; Cicadellidae. Gene Ontology annotation, cellular component: neuronal cell body; axon; dendrite.